AUGAGGUGGCCUGGUGCAGCACAUUCGGUUGCCUGGAAACAUCACAAACGAGAAACUCAGCUGGGUUCCAGGCCGCCUCAUGUUUCACUUGGCACGAUAUUCGAGAUAUCGCAGUAUAUUUUCAUAAAGGAAACUACUCACAAGGUUGCCAAAGACUCUUCGACAGUUCACGACCGGUUUCGCCCUUCUUGGGGCUCAUCAGGUAGGUGCAGUCCCCGAGUUUCCGUCAACCUUAUGUUCUACUUGAAAUCAAACUGGACUGUCUUCGAGAAAUACACUCACUUGCAAAUCAGUUCGGUCGAAACCGGUCGUGGGCUGCCGGAGAGUUCUCAGCAACCU
Messenger RNA from Opisthorchis viverrini, 339 nucleotides. RefSeq lists its product as hypothetical. The record is from RefSeq and is a predicted model, not a curated record. The annotation marks the transcript as partial. Lineage: Eukaryota; Metazoa; Platyhelminthes; Trematoda; Opisthorchiida; Opisthorchiidae. The transcript is spliced from 2 exons.